Messenger RNA from Nylanderia fulva, 8733 nucleotides. RefSeq names its product Molecule interacting with CasL (gene Mical). Gene Ontology annotation, molecular function: protein binding. Lineage: Eukaryota; Metazoa; Arthropoda; Insecta; Hymenoptera; Formicidae. The record is from RefSeq and is a predicted model, not a curated record.
UCAGCUCGCACAGUUUCGUCCGUCACUCUUGUCGACGGAGUUUGUUUGAAGUGGUCCUCCAGCAGCCUUCAGAAUGCGUCGUCUGACGUAGCGCCGUACGACUGAAUAAGGAUUCCAUCGAACUCUGGAAUCGUAAGAGGAAAUGGACGGUGGUAGGUGUGUGAGCGUUUAUAUCUGUUCGACGAUGAGCACGAUCGGGUCGAAAUAGGUUCGGGAUUUAGCAUCAUGUGAAUGAUGAUGAAUGCAUCCCAUCGGUAUUUCCAUGGUGCGUGCGUGAAUGGUUACACACAUACACACACACACACCCCGUUCGCCCUCAUCUAAAUAACGCCCGCAUCUCUUUCGUUCCCUCGUCGUGUAUAGUUUUGUGAGCAAGUCGACGACUGCGAGUCCAUAAAAAGGAAGAGGUCGCGCACCGCAAAUUCGCUAGGAGUCUUCUAAUAUCGUCAGUCGUACAAUUAUACGCAGCAUGACGCAGCCUAUCAUACACGUAAUGAAGAACUGAUGAAACUGAAUCACAAUUACGAGAUUGAAGGCAAAGGACGAUGGACCCAGUCAGUAAAAAACAGGCGGUUAAUUCGCCAGAAAUUGCGUUGGCUAGCGAGGUGUUCGAUCAGUUUUGCAAUGCCACUACAUUAAAGUCUAUCCUGGGCUAUUACAGACAUUUGUGCGAAUUGCUAAAAGUUCGACCGACCGUUAUUACUCAGUUUUAUCCAAAAUUGAAGGCAAAGCUACGAUCAUGGAAGGCACAAGCGCUAUGGAAAAAAUUCGAUCAACGAGCUAAUCACAAAUGUUAUAAUCGUGGUAAAGCAUGUCCGAACACAAGGAUUUUGAUCAUCGGUGGAGGUCCAUGUGGCUUGCGGACAGCUAUAGAGGCACAACUAUUAGGAGCCAAAGUCGUGGUGAUGGAGAAAAGAGACCGAAUGUCUAGGAACAAUGUUUUGCAUUUGUGGCCCUUUGUCAUCCAGGAUCUGCGAGGUUUGGGCAAAAAAUUCUUUGGAAAAUUUUGCGCAGGUGCCAUUGAUCACAUCAGCAUUCGACAAUUGCAAUGUAUUUUACUGAAAGUUGCUUUGAUUCUCGGUGUCGAGUUUCAUGAAAGCGUGAGCUUUGAUUCCUUGAUUCAACCACCGGAAAAUCAAGAGGAUGGCAAGAUUGGUUGGAGAGCAAAAACGUUACCAGUGGAUCAUCCAGUUUCUCAAUACGAGUUUGAUGUAUUAAUUGGAGCUGAUGGCAAGAGGAAUACUUUAGAAGGCUUUAAGCGAAAAGAAUUUCGAGGGAAAUUAGCCAUUGCAAUAACUGCGAAUUUCAUAAAUAAACGAACCGAGGCAGAGGCUCGUGUUGAAGAGAUCAGUGGUGUUGCCUUUAUUUUUAAUCAAAAGUUUUUUAAAGAAUUGUAUCAAGAAACGGGAAUUGACUUGGAAAACAUUGUAUAUUACAAAGAUGACACACAUUAUUUCGUUAUGACUGCUAAGAAACAUAGUUUAAUCGACAAGGGAGUUAUUCAGCAGGAUCAUGCUGACACCGCAAAAUUACUCGCGAAAGAGAACGUGGAUCGCGAGGCAUUAAUGUUGUAUGCACGAGAAGCGGCCGAAUUCUCGACGGAAUAUCAAAUGAUGAACAUGGAAUUUGCUGUGAAUCAUUAUGGCCAACCGGACGUAGCCAUGUUCGACUUUACUUCAAUGUACGCGGCAGAAAAUGCGAGUCGCGUAUUGCAACGUCAUGGACAUAAACUACUUAUGAUUCUUGUAGGCGACAGCCUUUUAGAGCCAUUUUGGCCCACUGGUUCUGGUUGCGCGAGAGGAUUCUUGAGCUCUCUGGAUGCUGGUUGGGCAAUCAAGGGUUGGGGUGCUUCACUUUCACCAUUAGAAGUAAUCGCUGAGCGCGAGUCGAUAUACAGAUUGUUGGGACAAACAACACCAGAAAAUUUGAAUAGAGAUUAUGCUGCGUACACCCUUGAUCCUCACACUAGGUAUCCAAAUCUUAAUGUACGUUCUGUAACUCCAAUACAAGUAUGCAGUCUUCUUGAUGCAGAUGAUCUUGAAAGUAUCAAACAACCUGCGAUACAGUCUGAGGCUGAUGUUCCAAAGAAACGAAGACGUCGCGAAUUGAGAGAUGCUCAGAUUCAUCCAGACACGUUACUUCGUUGGCUAAAAAAGCAAGUUGCACUGUACGAUAAAGUUCAUAUUGAAGAUAUGGGUGCCUCCUUCAAAGAUGGUUUAGCUCUGUGUGCAAUCAUUCAUAGAUACCGUCCAGAUCUAAUAAAUUUUUAUAGCUUAAAUGCGGAAGAUGUAGUAAAGAACAAUCAACUCGCCUUCGAUAUGUUGGAAAAAGAAUUGAAUAUACCAUCGAUAAUGACAGGAGAAGAAAUGAUUCAAUGUGAUGUUCCUGACACACUUACUAUGUUUUCUUACUUAACACAAAUAUAUGAAGUUUUCAGAGGCGAGAUUCCGUAUGUCAAGCAUCCAAAAUUGGAGCCAGAAGCAGAGGAAUGCAGCGCACAUCCAAAACAACUGAAACAAUUGACACCUGAGGAAAAAGCUAUGAAAAGGCACUCGCGCUCGCGAUACUGUAAUGAAAAUGUACAGUCUUACGUAGACAAGAAAGAAAAUGUAACUAGUCGACGUUCUCGAAAAAGGCGCAGUACUGAGAAAAUGAGUGCAACAAUGGACGAAAGACAGAAAAAAAUCGAUGAGAUCGAAAAGCAUCGAGCCGAGCGUAUGAAGAAGCGUCAAUAUUUGCGUAAGAUGGCAACGCAACAAUUCUACAAAAGCAUGCAAAUGCUGCAAGCCAAUGCGAAACACGAGAAAGACGGGCCGUUUGAAGAUUAUGCGAUUUUCUUAUAUCGUCAAACUGCGCCAGAUUUCAAGGACAGAGUAAAAGAUCUAGAGCAGAAAAUACUCUACCCAGACAGACAACCCAAGAUACACAUCGGCUACGAAAAAGGAAGUGUGGACGAAGAAUUUUCGGGAAGAAUAAAAGAUUUUGAAGAUAAAUUAAAAGGGGCAACAUCUUCCGAGAAGAAACCUAGAGAUCUUUUACGUGCCAUCGGUAAGAUCGAGAAGACGGACUGGAACGUGAAGGAGAUCGAGAAGAAAAUCGAGGAAAACAAAAUGGGCCGUGCCAUUCGUCAGGAUCGCGUAGAAAGAGUGCCAAAGUGGAGUCGCGAGCAGUUUUUAGCUCGGCAGAUCAAGAUGGAAAAGCGAGGCAACGAUCAAAGGGACACCUACAGUAAGUACGCUGAUAUAGAUAAUACCCUGAAGAAUAUAGGGAAGAAAAUCCGAGAGGGUAACGUGCUCGGACACAAUAAAGUUUCAGCUAUGGCUGAACAGUUUUUGAAUAAAAAUCAGGAUACGGAACCCAAGCUGCAGAAAUCGAAUACUAAAUCCACCAUCGUGCUACCGGUGCAAGGAAGUUCAGAGAUGUGCCAUUUUUGCAAUAAAAGGGUUUAUUUAAUGGAAAGACUGAGUGCGGAAGGCAAAUUCUUUCAUCGUGGUUGUUUUCGAUGCGAAUAUUGCUCCACUUCCUUAAGAAUAGGAAAUCAUACGUUUGAUCGAGAGAAAAAUGGAGGGCGUUUUUAUUGUACUCAACACUUUGGAUUAUCAGGAACGAUGAAAACUAGAGCGGAGAAGAAGAGAAUUAAUUUGUUGAAUAAAGAAAAUGUACCUAAUGCCGGGAUUACAUUGAAAACUCCAGAAAAGGGCAAAAUACCAUUGGAAGGCAUUGUUGGGCUCGAUCUUCUUGAUCGUGGUCAAACUCCAGAGAGAAUUGAAUUCGAAAAUCUAGCAGAAAUAUCAGAUCCUGAGGAAGCUCACAGUCAAAUGGACGAAGACGAGUGGACAGACAGAAAUUUUGGUGUUUCUACUGCAGAAAUGGGGUCCAGUGAUGAUAUUUCUAAUAUGAGUGAUUCUGACGAAGAUGAUGAAAUAUUUGAAGAAGCUAUAGACCAGCCGCUAACAACCGAAGGAACUCUCGAGUUGGCUAAAAAUUGGACACUGCGCUAUUCUUAUCCACAUGCUACAAUCGGACAAUCGGACACUGGCAGCAACGAAUACGAAGACUCUAGUGAUGAAUAUACUAGCGAAGAUGAUGAAAGCGGCACUGCGACCGAAGAUGAGGAGGACAUACGUGCUCGAGAACUUCGAAAACAAGAAGUGUGGUUGAAGGUGCCACCCCGCAGUUCUGAUACCGAUACUGGCUCGGAAACAGAGGUUGCAUCGUCGGAGGAGGAAUCGACCGAAGAGAGCGCAGAAAACUCUGCGACGGAGAUCUCGACCGAUUCGGAAUUCGAGCACGACGAGGCGACUCCGACGCAGCACGAGAUUCCGGAGAUCACCAUCAACGACUCGUACGUCCGGAAAACGAGAGGCACUUACGUUGAGCCGAAGAAGGUACAAAUAAAGAGCAAGAUUAUCUCCUCGAUCAACAGCAACCUGAAGCAGGAUAAGAAGCAGGAAGAAAACAUCAUCGAGCAGCUGACAAAGGACAACGAUAAGUACCAGCCGAAGGUCGAGGUGAACUGUAACACGUCGGCCAACGUCGACACGAAUACCCGAACACCAUUGCUGAAUCCUCGAAAGGGCGAUUAUCUUCUUAAUCGCACUCAUUCUACUGGAGGAAUUGCCUCGAGGCUCUCUUUGGAAUUGAAGAAACGUUAUCUGCUGGGCGGAUCAGCCUUGAGCGGCUCCGUCGUCAAGUCAGGAUCGACGUCGAACGUGGACACAAAGCUGAGAAACUUCACCGACGCGAUUUCUCAGCACCAGAAGCUGCUAAACCCAGCGCCAGAACCUAGCCCCACCAUGCAGGCGUUUCUUCAAGGUACUAGUAAGCUGCGAACCAACAAUGCGCCACUUUCACCGUUGUCGCCUACAAUUUUAUUUUCCCGACAAAUUUCAACCGAUCGCUGCCGAAAUUUAUCAAACGACAUCGCGUACAAGCCGACGAGCACUCCGACAGAAAUGUCCAAGGCACAGCACUUACCUGACUUGGUGAAGGAAUCUAAUAUCUUGAAAUCAAAGACAGCACCUGUUAUCUGUAACGAGUCCUUGACAAAAGACAGAGAGUUAAUCGACAAGCCAGGCUUUCAUCAAACUAACAAUUUGACAAAGGAUUCUACGGAGGAUACAAAAAGCUCGCAGACCACGGAGAAGAUUCUUCUGAGCAACGUGGAAGAAGCUAACAACGGUUUCCGACCGCGUAGUCCCCUUCACGAGACAUCCAUUGUCGUCCCACAAGUGGACUGGAACCAGAAGAAGAACGAGAACAAAGACGCCAGUUCGGACGACUCCGAGAUAGACAGCGACUCGUUGUCCUCUUCCGAUUCUAACGAAGCUGUUGAGAACGAUCAGUUUGCCCCUAUAAAUCUUUCGCCGCCCAGAUUACAGAUUCAUAGCACCGACGGUGAUCUUCUGCUGGACGAGGAAGCUGAUCGAUACAAGCAUUACGAUCCUGACGACGGCCAGACUUUCGAGCCGGACUCCAUCGAGGUGUCCUUUCUUCAAGAUCGUCGAUUGAAUCCGUCGAGUAUGGAUUCAUCGAUAGACAACGCUUGCACUAUCGAAACGUUGAACAAUAAUAUGGAACAAUUGGGCUUGCGGGACGACAAUAAUAAGAAAGACUGCAGCAGUUCUUCCGAGGCCUCGAUGUCCAACAAGCAAGAUGACUCCGAAGAGAACGACAUCACCACCGCGGCGUUCACUGAGACAGAAUUCUCCGAAUGGGCUCGCGACGGGGAGGCUUUGGUCUCCGACGACCUCCGCGACGUGGAGCUCGACAUCAAUCCUAAUUUCAUCACUGUGCGAAGAAAUAAUCUCAGGUUGACUUCCACGCCUGUCAGAAUCGCCAAGGAGGAAGACACGGAGCUUGAAUAUUCCAGGCUCGAUCAGCUGAUCGAUCAGUGCUCGUAUCCGAACAGCACGUCCAACUUAUUGGUCAACGGCGAGGACAUUAAUUACAUGGAUACGGACAAUGAGUCUCUGUUGGAUGACAGUCUCCAGGACGCUUCCAACAUCGCGAUGCUGAGAAACCGAGGUUAUAUCGAGUUCGUGAAUGUCAAGACGGCCCUUUCUAAUGUCCCUAUUACUAAUAAGACGUCUGAUGCGCCUAUAGCGAGAUUGGAUCUGGAAAACGAUUCCUACAGCGAAGAGGAGGAGGGUUACAAGGAUGCCAAUGUGAUCGAAAUUGAUCCUGUUACCAUGGAGGAUGUGAUGGGCAAAUUAAACGAGCCGGUGAACAAAUUGAAGACGGAAGUCGAGCGAGACGAAGAGAAGUUGAACGAGGAAGACGCCAGGCAGGAACCUCUGGUUGAAGCUAUAAACAGGGAAGUUAUGUUUCAAUCGAUGGAGGAGGAUAGUUUAUUGAUGAUGGAGCCAGCGGAAGACACGACGACCAGUGAAGUAGUCACGAUACUCGCCAGCCCGGUGAACCCUCAGGUAUCUAUAGUUCCUCUACAGGUAACGGAGAAGCGUGAAGAAGAGUUUCCGGCUGGCAAAGCGGAUUCCAGCAACCCAGAUUACCUGGAAUACGUGAAGAGGCUGCAGUUCAGAAUCGCGGAGUUCAGCAACGCGAAAGAUUCCAUUGACGUGAGGAAAUCAAAGAGCAGAAAGAACUCGAAGAGCAUCGCGCAGGCUUGCAGCGCAGAGAUGAUCGCGGAAGAAAUCAAGUGCCAGGAGGCAACGGCCGCGAAUAACAGCAGUAUUAAUUCACCGGCGACCUCAAGGAAGCUCGAGGAGAUCACCAGGGAGCGGUCGAAGCAGAAGAAUCUUAUUCAGGACCUCUUGAUGGACAAGCUCGAGGCUCACAAACAAAAGUCCGCCGAGAAGAAGGCACGACGAGCCGCCAGAGCCUCGUCCUUCACCACGAUGUUGUCGCCGGUGAAACUGGAAACAUCCGUUGCUUCUACUGGUAGCAAGUUCAUCCCUGCCUCUAUAACAUCGCUAACAAACAGUCCGAGUGACUCGACUUCCAACGGGACGAAUAAAUCGCUGGAUUCUCCAGCGUCUUCGCGUCCGCAGGAGCAACGUGAUCAAGUAGAAGCCAAAGAAAAAAUUCCAAAGAAGGCCGAUCAGAGCCAGUCGCAGACGACGGUGAAAAGACCGACUAGUCUGGAGGAUAUCUUCAAGACGCCGAUCGCGCCGCCAAGAUUUAAGAACGAAGAAGCGAGGAGGACCACCGAGAAGGCUAGGCAGGACGCCAGAGAGCGAGCUAGAUUAAAGAGCGACGAGGAUCUAGGUUUAAGUCCCGAAGACAGGAUCAAAGAGUUGAGAAGGAAGAUGUGUCGAAGACAUCUUUCGAUGGAUGACGCGAAGAAGAGUGAUACUUCAGAAACUGAAAGGGCCAGCUCCAGCACGACAGAUAAUUCCGAGUUGAAAUUACAAACCAGUAAGAGCACUGACAAUAUGAAGAAUAUGACGAAGAAAAUAAAUUUUCAGAAAUUACCGGCAGCUAGCGCGAAAUCCAUGGACGAAUUGUUGAAUACCGCAGGUUUAUCGCUUUCGGAUAACAAUAGUGUAAUUAAGAGAGAUAAGAAGAAGCCAAAAGACUCGGAGAGAAGAAAAAGUAUCAUACAAGCGGUGUCUGAUUUUUUCUUCAAGAAGGAUACCAGUCCAUCGCCCCAGAAAGACAAGCUCUCAAUGUUUCGAAUGACUUCGAAAUCAAAAGAAAAAUUUGACAAAGAUGUCUCGUCAAAAUCUGAUGACCUAAAAGCUUUAAGACCUAAAAGUAUGUGCGAAGACAUGCUUGUACGAAGUUUUCUUACUGAAAAUUCACCACCUGUGCCACCACCACCACUUAAUUACUCUACAUCUACCACUCAAGUAUCAGAUAAUAGUUUGUCAGAUGACGACACAAAAACAGCUGCUUUGUCAACAUCAUGUACGCAAAAAGUUACCGCAACUGAAGAAUCAUGCAGUAGCGUUCCACGUAAAUCAAAGUCUGCUAAAAAAGUAGCUAGACAAGCCCAGUUAAAGAGAUUGCGUAUGGCUCAAGAAAUACAAAGAAAAUUAGAGGAAACCGAAGUGAAACAGAAGGAAUUGGAAAACCGGGGUGUGAGUGUCGAAAAAGCGCUACGUGGUGAAGGAGAUUGUUCCAAUCAUGAAGAAGCCGAUUUACUUAGGGAAUGGUUUGAUCUUAUGAAGGAACGCACAGAGCUGCGUAGAUAUGAAAAAGAGCUUUUAGUACGUGCACAAGAAGUUCAAUUAGAAGAUCGCCAUGAACGAUUGCAACAAGAAUUGCGUGAACGCUUGGCUAAUGACGAUGAUAAGAAGACUAGUGAUGAUGUUAAAAAGGAAGGAGAAAUCUUGACGGAAAUGUUGGAAAUAGUAGCAAGGAGAGAUUCCUUAAUUGCUGUACUAGAAGAAGAACGACAAAGGUACCAGAGUGAAGACCGCGACCUCGAAGCUCAAAUGCUAGCUAAAGGCCUGAGAUUAACGCCAAUAAAGAAAUGUGGUACUAAAUAUUCAGUUUAAAAUAUGAGAAUUACACUGCUGUAUAUAUAUAUUUCUGCUACAAUUUUUUUAUUGUAACACUAGAGAAAAGUAUAAAUAUGUAUACGAUUGUAAAUAAUUUAAGCUAUUAUCAUAUGCAACAUGGAAUUUGAAGAUAGAAGAAUCAUGUAUGCCUAGAACUCUUCUGCCUGUUUUCAAUAUAUUCAAUAUAUAUGUAAAAAAUAAACAUAUCUUUUUUACACAAAUAUAACUGUUUAUUUUUAACGCAAGAAUAAAUGAAGUAUUUAUUUCA